Molecule: messenger RNA, 4467 nt
Organism: Salmo salar (Atlantic salmon)
Lineage: Eukaryota; Metazoa; Chordata; Actinopteri; Salmoniformes; Salmonidae
Product: AN1-type zinc finger protein 5
Molecular function (GO): zinc ion binding; DNA binding
Source: RefSeq, a predicted model, not a curated record
UCACAGUACUCAUUAGCAAGCAUUUUUUAAUAUAAUUCAAUUCUAUCACCCCGUUUCUACAAUGGUAUUGUAUUUGGCAAAUGAAAUGGGGAUAUUAUGCAUGUGAGAAAAUAAUGAAUUGUUGCUUAGAAUUACGUCACGGUGGUUUCGAAUGUCGGGAGCUAGCGCUGGUUAGGAGGCCGCGCGCACAGAGGACAGAUUACUUGUACAUUUCUGGAGACUAAGGUCGUCAACACCGCUCAUCACUUCGUAUUUCAGGAAUAUCCUCUCCCAUCCCCCUUCCCCCCCUUCCCUCCCCCCCUUAUCAGAGAGCAUGGCUCAGGAGACCAAUCAGACACAGGUGCCAAUGCUUUGCACUAUGGGCUGUGGUUUCUAUGGUAAUCCCCGCACCAACGGUAUGUGCUCGGUCUGCUACAAGGAACACCUACAGAGACAACAGGGAGGGGGCCGUUCCAGCCCCCCAGGUGAGAAAGGCUCGGCAGCUUCAUCGCCAGUGGGGUCCCCGGGAGCAGCUGGUGUGUCAGUGGAGAGCACAACGUCGGAACCCAGCACGGAAGGGGUCACUCCGCCCGAGGAAAGGACAUCCAGUCCCAACUCCCCCAGCCCAGUAACCCAGCAGAUGACAGCCAUGAGUAUCUCCCAGGAUACUGGAGCCACUGACUCAAACCGGGCUGAUGGGGACGAGGAAGAGGACGAGGGGACAUCCAAAAACACUGGGCCAGUGGGGGAGGCAGCCCAGGCCUCGUCUGAUGGUGAUCAGACCCCUGACAAAAAUAAGAAGAAGAACCGAUGCUUCACCUGCCGGAAGAAAGUGGGCCUGACGGGCUUCGACUGUCGCUGUGGUAACCUGUUCUGCGCCAUUCACCGCUACUCUGACAAACAUAACUGUCCUUACGACUACCGAGGCGCUGCCGCAGCCCGCAUACGCAAGGAGAACCCCAUCGUGGUGGCUGAGAAGAUCCAGAAGUUAUGAGGACUAAAUAGAAAAGUCUCUGACGUGAAAAUUUGGAACAAUGGCGGCAUGGAAUAAUACCAGAUAAAAUGGCUUCAUUUGUUCAUGGUAGGAUAAGGUGGGUGGGGUGGCAGCGUCAUAGCCCCUGUCCAGCCACUCCCUUUAUUGGCAUCUCCCUCUCUCCUAGAGUGACUGCUGGAGUGUGAAUGCGUGUGUGAAUUCCAAUGUGGGGAGAUUGUGUGUGUGUGUGUAGCUUGCUUGAGAGUCAGGGAGAGUGCAGUAGGGUUAGGUGGGCAUUUGUCUGCUGUGGGGAGGGAAGGCAUUACAUUUCUACCCUUUUUAUUAUUAACUUGGGGGGACUUCUUUUUAUAUUAUCCCUGCGAGGUAGUUAAAAUGAGACAGAAGUAACCUGUUUAAGAGCAUGCCACAGCUCGGAUAAGGACAUUGGGAGGUCAAGUUAAGAUCAUACUGGGAGUUUCUGUGUGUAUCAGCAAGAUCUUUUGAAGACUUCACAUUCAUUUACCCCUAAAGAAAAACCAUUGUCUAGUUUCUGUCAAAUUGGCCUUUUGUUUUAUUUUAAUGUUUCCCUCUGGGUGAUUAGUUCACAACAUGUCAAACUCCCAAGUCUCUGCAUUCAAGAAUGUUUUCUCUUUGAUAUAUUGACUUCUCAUACUGAUGUUGGGUGCAUGAACAGCUAGUUAUUGGAGGGGGUGGGGCAGGGCUGGGGUUAUCGAGAUAGCCUUGACAUAACUGAGUGAUUGAGUUCUUCCUUUUUGUUUUAAUGAGCGAAUGACAUCAGAAGAUCUAUAUUAAUAUAUUGUAGUUAGCUUGAAUUGUGUGAUUGCAUUCUAUUUAUUUUUUGAAUCAAUUGGUUGGUUUGUACUGGAGGAUUGGCAGCAUGUGUCCGCAAAUCAUUUGAUUUGUACUUAAACUUUCAAUUCUAUUUAAGCAUUUCCAUCUGAUUAUGUAACCAUUUGAAAAAAUACAAGUUCUGAUAUGUGAUGGAGUAGAGUGGACAUAAAAGGUCCAUUAUUUUGGAAUCAAAACACAACAAAUAGUGUCAACUGCAGAGCACAAAACACUGAAUGUGCAAAUGAACCUACUCUGUUUUCUUCAACCUCUGGGUCUUUAUAGUUUAGUUGGAUCUCUCUGCAGGUUUGCUACAGAGAAUAAAGCAUAUUCUUCCCAUGCUGGCAGGACAUAACGUAGUGUUCUCCUUGAACACCUGCUUCUGUUCCAUAUUGCUUACACUUUAAGCCUCCUUGUCCUUAACCACCAUCAUACCACUGACAUAUGCUGAAUGAUAACUAAACUGGUUGGCAAUUAAUCUCCAUAGUGACACACCUCUAUUCUCAGCUGAAGUGAAUUACUUCAGAAUGACAGUGGCGUGCUUUAUAAUGUGCUCCCAAAUGAGUCCUUUUUCGAAGACGCUUCUAGCUAGCUACUUCCGGAAGAUCAAAAUGUGCAUGCAUGUGCAGUCAGAUGAAUAACUGUUUAUUAUAAACAGAAAAACGAGCAAGAAUGUUAAGACACACAGCAUUAGCACAAUGCAACGCGUUACUGGAACCUUGACUGGCUGAGGGUCAAGUUAAUGGGACUCUACUGUGUUUUCAAUUGUAAAUACCAUGUGGCUACUAUUCAUGUAGUAUAAUCUUAUGUAGAAUGUCGCCAGAUAAUAGGUGGGGAGAAAAAUAUCAAAAUAUUAGUAUAUGUGUAUAACAGUGCUUUUCAUAACUACCCUAAAAGAAGUGCAGUGGCACUGCUUAGUUUUCCUUGUAUUUUGUUUCACUGACAGGUAAUUCCUGUGUCUUCAAACAGGGUGUAGAAUUUGGUCAACGGGCUAAAAAUCACCCUGGAUGACAUAUUUAUCUUUGACAGUGUCAUGCUAGGUUGCUUUCCAGUUCCUCCUGACUGCCCUGAGAUUCAGUGACUCAACUCUACAGACAGUCAAACACAUCCCUUCUAUGUCCAAAGUACUGCUACUAACUGGCUCACUCUUCAGCAAGGGCCUUGGUGUCCCUGUGGUUGUUUUCAGGAUUGGUCACACUAGUUUAUUUCAAAACAAUUUGUGGCAGUUUUGCAUUGUUGAAUCAAAGGUAUAUCAAACAUUGAUUUACAAUUCAUGCUUUUUCAUAACAUAGCACAUGUCAUUGAAAAAGAUUGUGUGGAAAAAGCAGAUACUGAAAAACAGCAAGUGUAACACCUGGCAAAACAACGAGGAGAAAGUCUGAACUGAAUGAGAUCUCUUUAUAUAAACAGGGAAUAACCUAGACUUAAUUUAGUCAGACCUGUGAUAUGCGCGUUAGCCUGGGUAGUAUUACCAGUUAAAGAAUGUCUUAGUGAAGGGCGGGUAGCAGUGGCUUAGGGCCUUUGCAUGCAAACACCAAGGCUGCCUGUCCCUGAGCCUAGCCCGGAGCUCAAAGCCCCUGUUACGAGAUGAGUCCUCUGGUUUAUCAUUUGGAAUCAGACACUCUUGGAUCUUAGGGUUCACACUGUUUAAAGUAUCUGAGUGGAGAUGGUGCGGUGCCUUUGAUACCAUGUAAGAAGAGGGCCUGAGAAGAAGUGUGUAUGAUGAGCUAGGGCUAGGCUGUCUGAGUUGAAAAACCUUCCUUGCUGUUGGUUUAUUCCCAAUAGUGAUGUUUCGGUUUUAAGAGUAUGCGCUAAACUGACUUUUUAAAAUGGGGCAGAGAUGCGUGUCCUCGUGUACCUGAUGAGUGUACUCUGUUCUAGGGCAAGGGAACAGCGUCGGCUUGUCCUUCAGUUUGGCUGACUGUCGUCUUUGCAGUUGUGAUGUGUUGCAGGUUGAUAGUUCCCUUGACUGCUCAGACUAUCCCAGCAUUUAAAAAGGAUUGCAGUUUGAAUGUUACCAACGGGUUGAUGGGGUCAUGCUUAUCAAGCUAUUUAUGUCUCUGGAAUUGACCACACUGAGCCUCCCUUGUGGGGCCCACUGAGCUUAUGUUUUAGGCUUAAUAAGAUCUGUUGAAUCACUGCAAUUGUAUGUAAAUGGCUCAAAUAAACCGGAUCAGAAUCAGUGAUUUGAUGUUAGGAAAACAUCCACUGCAAUUUCAAUCUGUUGCACUUUUACAAUGUUGAUGUCAUGAAGUUUGUCUUUAGCACACUUUAACAUAAUCGUCCUCAUCUUGCGGCCAUUACUAUAAAAGCUUUUGAUCUGUGAUGAGUAACCAGCUAAUGGGUGACCAAAUCUGGCAAUAUUCUCUCAAUGUGUUGCAGCAGAACUGUGUUCCCAUAAAAUACAGUGGAGUGCUUGACUCAUUCCACUGAUGUAUGAGAAAUGAUGGAACAGACAAUAAUUGAGUUCCAGAAUGUUACAAAUUGUAGAUCUCUCCUGCAGGAAAUUGCAAAAGUGCAGUCAAGUCCUUUGGACUGGUGCACACCAGUCCCCCAGAAACAACACCAGAUAUCUUUUAAUGUUUUUUUUCUUAAAAAAUGUAGGGUUGUAUGAUGUGUAAGAGUAAGUAUAAAACAAUAAAAUCACAAAGUUUAUUUUAAAUGUA